Messenger RNA from Erpetoichthys calabaricus (reedfish), 7171 nucleotides. RefSeq names its product nucleoporin 98 and 96 precursor (gene nup98). Gene Ontology annotation, cellular component: nuclear pore; nuclear pore cytoplasmic filaments. Gene Ontology annotation, biological process: protein import into nucleus; post-transcriptional tethering of RNA polymerase II gene DNA at nuclear periphery; RNA export from nucleus. Lineage: Eukaryota; Metazoa; Chordata; Cladistia; Polypteriformes; Polypteridae. The record is from RefSeq and is a predicted model, not a curated record. Gene Ontology annotation, molecular function: structural constituent of nuclear pore.
UUAAAUUCUUUCCUCGGAUGCAUAUGAAGUCUUGUUAUGAUGUUUAACAAAUCGUUUGGAACUCCUUUUGGAGGUGGUGCAACAGCAUUUGGGACAACUUCUACUUUUGGACAAAGUUCUGGGUUUGGUUCUACUGGUGCAUUUGGAACAUCAUCAUUUGGAUCAAGUAACAACACAGGAGGACUCUUUGGAAAUACACAAAACAAACCAGGGGGACUCUUUGGAUCAAGUACCUUUAGUCAACCUGCAACCUCCACCAGCACUGGAUUUGGUUUUGGAACAGCAAGUGGUGCUUCAAACAGCCUUUUUGGAAGCGCCAAUACUGGGGGAAGUUUAUUUUCACAGCCAAAUAAUGCCUUCAGCCAGAGCAAGCCAGGGAGCUUUGGAACAUUUGGAACGAGCACUAACACUGGGGGACUAUUUGGCACAACAAGCACCAGCUCUAACCCAUUUGGUGGAACCACUGGAUCCCUUUUUGGAUCCACAAACUUUGGGGCUGCACAGACGGGAACCACUAUUAAGUUUAAUCCUCCUACUGGAAAUGACACGAUGGUGAAAGCAGGUGUCACUACCAGCAUUAAUACCAAACAUCAGUGUAUAACAGCCAUGAAAGAGUAUGAGAAUAAAUCAUUGGAGGAGUUGCGUUUGGAAGAUUACCAAGCAGAAAGAAAGGGCCCUCAGAAUCCAAUUGCAGGAGGCACUGGGGUACUCUUUGGAACCCCAACAGCUGCAUCUAGUACGGCCACGGGUUUAUUUGGAUCAUCUACAGCAAAUACGGGCUUCUCUUUUGGACCAAGCAAAACUGGUUUUGGUACUGGUGCCUUCGGAUCUGGAACUGGUAGCCUCUUUGGUUCACAGCCAUCACAACCAGGAACAAGCCUCUUUAAUAAACCCUUUGGUCAGGCUACAACAACUCCAAGUACUGGCUUUUCAUUUGGCAGUACAAACACUUUGGGUCAGCCCAACACCAGUAGUAUGGGGUUGUUUGGAAACACUUCUGCUUCUCAGUCUGGGGGUCUUUUUGGAAGCUCGACAAAUACCAGUACUGCAACUGCAUUUGGAACAGGAACUGGACUUUUUGGGGCAACAAACACUUCAUUUGGCAACCCUGCUGGGCAGAAUAUGUUUGGUAAUAAAACAACAGGAUUUGGAACCACAACAACAAGUGCACCCUCCUUUGGUACUGGUGCUGGAUUGUUUGGAAAUAAGCCUUCUCUUACUUUGGGCACCAAUACCAAUACUUCCACUUUUGGGUUUGGAUCGGCAGGUGCGAGCUUGUUUGGUAAUAAACCUGCUACUAGUGGAUUAGGCACUGGACUUGUAACACCUUUUGGAUCAGCUCUGGGUACUGGCCAAACAUCCCUAUUUGGAAAUAAUCAACCAAAGAUUGGCUCCACUCUUGGUAGUGUGGGAACUUUUGGGAAUCUUGGAUUCAACACAUCUACUAAUGCUCUGGGGUUUGGAACCCCACAGCAGGCAGUUGCUUUGACUGAUCCAAAUGCCUCAGCAGCACAACAAACUAUAAUACAGCAGUUUUUCAACACGCUGACAUUUUAUCCGUAUGGAGAUUCACCUUUGUUUAGAAACCCCUUGACUGAUCCAAAGAAGAAAGAAGAGAGAUUAAAACCAACAAAUCCUGCAGCCCAGUUAACACUGACAACACAAAAUCGCUAUAGAUUAUCACUUCGUCCUGCAACACGUGUAAGGCCUAAGGCCCUUACUUCCUCCAGUUCAUCUAAAUCACAGCUAUUUGAAGGCUUGGAUGAUGAUGAUCCCCUGUUUUCAAAAGGAUCCUUAGUGCCAAGGAAGAGUAUCAAGAGAUUGGUACUUAAGAACCUGAAUCGUAGCAGCCUUUUCUCUCAAAUGAACCGGGAGAAUGAUGAUCUUGCUUCUCCAUCAGAGUACCCUGAAAAUGGGGACAGAACUAUUGAGGAAGAGUCUGGGACACAGGAGAUUGAGAGAGAUGAUGAGGAUUCAGGAGUUGGCAAAUUUUAUACAAAUCCUAUUGCAAAGCCUAUUCCCCAUACUCCACUUGGAAGUCAGUCCUUUUCACUGCAAGAUACAAUAAAUGAACUUGGCGUACGCAAUGUUGUUCGUAAUGGAUUAGAAGUGAGCAGUGAAGAUGCAUCUUUAGGAGAUGACUCUUUGCAGGAGGAACGAGAAGAGGAGCUUGAUUGUAAUCGACCUCCACAUCCAGCUGGGAUUAUUCUGAACAGAGUUGGUUACUACACCAUACCCUCUAUGGAUGAACUUGCGAGGAUGACCAAUGAAAAUGGAGAAUGUGUUGUUGAAAAUUUUACAAUUGGCAGGAAGGGCUAUGGGUCAGUCUACUUUCCAGGAAGGAUCGAUUUGACCAAUCUAAACCUUGAUGACAUUGUUCAUUUCCGCCGGAAGGAAGUAAUUGUUUACCCAGAUGAUAACCUAAAGCCUCCUGUAGGAGAAGAGCUAAACAGAGCUGCAGAGGUGACACUUGAUGGAGUGUGGCCAGUUGAUAAGACAACACGUACACAGAUCACAAGUCCAGAACGCCUGUUGCAAAUGAAUUUUGAGGGAAGAUUGGAAAAAUCAUGCCUCGACCAGGGUGCUCAGUUCUUGGAAUACAGACCUGAAACAGGUUCCUGGGUUUUUCAGGUGCCUCAUUUCUCCAAAUAUGGACUGAAAUCAGCUGAUGGGGAAGAUGAUGUUCCACCUCCAAAAACCGAUGCCAAGAAGCUAAAAUCUGCUUCAGGGACAACUCCAGGACAGCAGCAGUCACCUGUUCAACAGAUGGCACUUAAUGGAAAAGAAGUACAGAACCAGGAUUUGUUGGAGCAGCUGGGAAGAGUGGCAGAGCUGGACAGUGACAUGGCAGAUAUUACCCAAGAACCACCUCUUGAUGGAAUGUUGGACGAUGAUGACAGUACGGAUAUGACUGAAAAAGAAUUUCCUGCAGAUACUGAACCUUUGUCUACAUCAUCUCAUAUAGCAGCGACACUUGGUAUAAACCCACAUACACUACAGGUUAUGAAGGCAUCCUUGUUUGCAGAUGACGAUGAUUCAGAGUACAAUCAGGAUGAAAGAUUUGGAAAGUUUUCACGGGAAACCAGCUCCCCUAGAGUAUUAAGUGGUUCUCAAGGUGGAGGUAUGAUUUAUCAACGAACAAAAACUGGUACCUUUCUCCAGCCUCAAUCCCAGGAAGCUUAUGGUUCGAGGAAGGCUCCUUGUUCAUUAGCUACAGAGUUUUCAUGGUCCAUGUUUGGAUCCUCUUUUCUAAGGCCACCACCAACUUCGGAGAUGCCUCUCCGUACAGUGGGUGCACGCCGUCAGAUGGGCCCAGUUCCUCUUGAGAAAUCGGUAACCCUUGGCAAAGGAAAACUGCUGAUGGACAUGGCACUCUUCAUGGGACGCUCUUUUCGAAUAGGAUGGGGUCCUAAUUGGAUUUUAACUCAUAGCGGUGAACAGCUUAGCACAACGGCAUGCUGCCAAAGUGAUAGUUCCCUUGAUGUUGUUGGAUAUGGGCUUCUGCCUAGACAACCUCCAGUUAACCAGGUUUCUGAAUACCCAUUAAAAGUCUUCAUAGAGAAAUUGACCAUUGCUGAACCUGAGGUUGAAGAGGAACACCUGAAGUUAUACCAAAGUCCCCUUGAAAUUGAACUCAAAAAUAGCAUUGUCAUCACCGAUGAUCCUUGUCCUUUUAUUCAGCCAGUUCACGGGGUGGAAGCACUUCAUGAAUAUGCAGACUGGAUCACAACUGUGAUUAAAGAGCUGGACACAUGUGACGGGACAGUGAGACACUGGAAGCUUGUCUGGACCUUGUGUGAAGCUCUCUGGGGGCGACUUUGUGCUCCCGAUAUUGAGGUUCGGAGUGAAUAUGCUCAACAUUUGGAACGCAGGAGAGCUUUCUCCAAUUGGUUAUCACAAAGUGUGGCGCAAAAAAUUGAGGAAGAAGUAGCACUUUCUAAAAAGGAGAAUCAUUUGGAUGCAAUCUAUAGCUACUUGACUGGAAAUCACAUUAGUGAGGCUUGCAAACUGGCACAACAAUCUGUUGAUCAUCGACUUUCCUUACUGCUGUCACAAGCAGCAGGGAGUCAGGGCAUCAGAGAAUUGCUUUCUAUGCAGCUAGUGGAUUGGUGUAACCUUCAGAUUGAUUCUCAUAUACAGGAGGAGAGACUAAGAGUGUACACAUUGCUUUCUGGAAAACCGGUAUGGCAGUCUUCAGAUGGCUUUAUUAAUGUGUGCUCUGGACUGGAUUGGAAGCGAUGUGUUGCCAUACAUCUCUGGUAUAUGUUAUCACCUACGGCUACUAUAGCUGAUGCCCUCUGCAAGUAUGAAGAAGCUUUUCUGGGAGACACUCAGAAAUAUGCCUGUGCACCUCUUCCUCUUUAUUUGGAGGAUAUUGGAAUUGAGCAACAGGAACCUGAUGAUAUAGGAAAAUCAAAAAAGCCACUUUAUGAUAUUUGUUUUCAUUUGCUGAAACUCUAUAGUGACAGGCACUAUGACCUGCAGGAGUUGCUUGAUCCCUGUACUGUCACUCCAGAUAGGUUGGAUUACCGAUUAAGCUGGCACCUUUGGAAUGUGCUUCAAGCCUUAAAGUAUUCACAUUUAUCCAGCCAACAGCAGGGGUUGUUGCAUGCAAGUUACGCAGCUCAACUGGAGAGCAGAGGACUUUGGGAAAAGGCAGUUUUUGUUUUACUUCACAUCAGUGAUGCACAUGUGCGAGAAAAGGCUGUUAAAGAGAUGCUCAGACUACAUUGUUCUCUGAUGGAAGCAGAUGAAUCUUCCAAGAAGGAACAUUUUCUUACUGAAAAAUUACUUAUUCCAGUGCAAUGGAUCCAUGAGGCCAAAGCUAUUCGUGCAUGUCAAGAAGGCAACAAACAUAAACAAGCACUUCACUUAUUUAAGGCACGUCACUGGAACCAGUGUCACAAGCUAGUCAUUCAACAUUUGGCUUCAGAUGCAAUCAUCAAUGAGAACCAUGACUACCUUUUGAGUUUCUUGGAAGGUCUUGCACCCCCUGAAAGAAGUGUCCUCAUCCAAGACUGGGAUUCCUCAGGAAAAGUUUUUCUUGAUUAUAUAAGAGUAUUACAGACACUACAAAGAAUGGAGCAGCUGGACAGUCAAGGUUAUGAGCUUGAACAACUUCAUACUGAAGUGACAUCCCUUUGUGGAAGGAUACAGCUUAUUCAGUGCUUUACAGCAAAAGAUAGACUUGCACAAUCAGAUAUGGCAAAGCGAGUGGCGAAUAUUUUGCGUAUUGUUUUGAGUCUUCAGCGAGGAGGUGAGGGUUCUCCAGACUCUCUGCACAUACCCCUUCACCACCUUGCACCACAUAUCGGCCGCUUACCGAUGCCUGAGGAUUAUGCAUUGGAAGAACUUCGCAACCUCACAAGAUCAUACCUGCAAGAGCUUGUCAUCCAGUAAGAAGCUAUCUGGUGUCAAAGAAGAAAGAUACUUUAGAAACUGCUUUUGCAGCAAGACAUUCUAGAAUGAGAAUAUGGCUGUGCUGAUAAUUUCAGAUGUUUAAUAAUUAAACUAUUACAGACACUUAAGAAUUUCCCUGUGUAAAAGGGGUUUUGUUGCUAAUUUUCUUUAAAAGAAAGUGCAACAUGAAUUUAACCUGCACAAGUUAUGCGAGGGUUAUUUACUCAUUCCAGAAACAUGUACCAUAACCUCUGGUUGCAGUCAGUGAGGCUUCCAUUCCCCAUCAAACUGUUACAAAGUCCUAAAAUCAAAAUUCUGUCCCUCUUGGUUUUUAAAAUAUAACUAUUUUUCCUGUUACCCCGUUAAGUUAUAAUUUUAAUUAUUCACUCAGAUGCCAUUUUGUAAUGUAAAGAUGUUUGAAAGAUGGAUACAAUUGCAUGCAGUGAGGGGCACACACAUGAUUUAUGUCUUCCUUUAGUAUAAUGGUUUGAUAUCUUAAAAAGCAAACAUUUUUAUUCUUUAAUCCAUUCAUUAGUAGUUACACCUAUGUUAGUUACCAUUCUUGAAAAAAAUGGUAUGUUAUUUACCAUCUUCUGUAACUGUUUAUAUUUUGGUAAUGCUGGAAGUUUAAAUUCUUAAGUCAUUAUCAUUAGCCAACUAAUGUGACAGCAUUGGAUUUUUUUUUUUUUUUUUUACUUCCCAUUAUUAUUGGUUUACAGUGUAUGUUGGUGCCCUUCAUUUUUAAUUAAAGAAGACUGAGAUGCUUUUUGAACUUAAACAAUAUUAAUAUUUUGUGAUGUGAAAAAGAACAUAUUAAUAGGAUUUUGACAGUUUUUCUUUCUGUAAAGAGGCAAGUAUGUCAUAGCAUUUUGUAGACAUUUUUUAUUCUUUUGUAAUUUCGCCUUAUUUCCUAUAGCAUACAGAAAAGCAAGUCUUGUCAACUUAAAUUGAAGCAAAAAGCAUAUAAAUGUUCAUAUUUUCUACUAGCAAAUCCUUAAGAUUUUGGAAGUUUUAUAAAAGAGCUUAUUAAAUUGGAGUUUCUAAGAGUUUUUCUUAAGUAAUGUUACCUUUUUUCAUUUGCAAGUACAUUUACACUUAACGUCAUGAUCUUGCAAAAUAUGCUUGAUACUAGUCUGUACUCCCACAUGCACAAAAGUAGCUCACCUCACCAAGAACUACAACAACAUAAAUAUUUUUAACAGUUUGUCAGUAGAUGCCUGUAAUUCUAAAAGUAGUAUGUAAUUAUCAAUAAAAUCUAUUCAGGUGCACCUUUUAUGUUUGAGUGAACAACUUUUUUACUCAAACUUUUUGUUUCUUUUUGCCUCCACUGUGAUGCAAUAUUUUUGAUGCAAAUUAAGCUUUCCAAAUUGUAAAUUUUUCAUUUAUGUUCUGUCACAGUUUAUGUAUGUUAUGGCACUGAUUCAGUUAUGUUGAAACAGCUGUCUGGUGUAAACAUAAGUUGUUUAUGUAUUUUUAAGUAAAUUAUACUAUAAAAUGCAUCCUUUAAAGGAGCACAGUCUUUGCAUCCCAUGACCCCAAGUCCCUGACUUGAAAGUUGACUCCUAGAAAAGCAUUGUUAGAUAUUUCCAACUGUACAUAUUGUAUUUAAGUUUGUUGCCCUAAUCUGUCACUAGAGGAGUAUCCUCUUGUUUUUGUGCCUUCUAGGAGAAGGGUCUGGUGCUGUUAUUUUGGGAGUAUUGUCUGCUGUGUGCAUGAUUGUUUUGAUGUUUUACUAUGAAUGCAUUUUGGAAUAAAUGACUGAGUGUCUUCU